Molecule: messenger RNA, 1450 nt
Organism: Aquila chrysaetos chrysaetos
Lineage: Eukaryota; Metazoa; Chordata; Aves; Accipitriformes; Accipitridae
Gene: RFC4
Product: replication factor C subunit 4
Exons: 10
Coding region: 213-1310 (365 amino acids)
Biological process (GO): DNA-templated DNA replication; DNA repair
Cellular component (GO): DNA replication factor C complex; nucleus
Molecular function (GO): ATP hydrolysis activity; DNA binding; ATP binding
Source: RefSeq, a predicted model, not a curated record
AGGCGGAAGCGGCCCCGCCCCCGGCCGGUGGCGGGUUGGCGGGAAGGGCCUGUGGGGCCUGUGGUGCGGUGGGCUCGCGGGCUCGCUCGCUCGCUGCGGGCUGUGUGCGGGCCGUGCUCGGUCUAACGGCUGGGCUGAGGGGUGUGAGGCUGUGAGGUGCAGGCGGCGGCCGGGCCGGGUCCGGCCCGGCCCAGUCCAGUCCAGUCGGAACCAUGCAGGCCUUCCUCAAAGGCCCGUCUUCCAUCAGCACCAAGCCCCCUGCUGCGAAGGAGAAGGGCGCAGCCGGCGCAGCGGGGAGCAGCGGGGAGGGCAAGAAGCUCAAACCCAUCCCCUGGGUGGAGAAAUAUCGCCCCAAAAAUGUGGAUGAAGUUGCCUUCCAGGAUGAAGUUGUUGCUGUGCUGAAAAAGUCCUUGGAAGGUGCUGAUCUUCCCAAUCUGUUGUUCUAUGGCCCACCUGGAACUGGAAAGACUUCCACUAUUUUAGCAGCUGCUAGAGAACUCUAUGGGCCUGAAUUAUUCCGGCAAAGAGUUCUUGAGUUAAAUGCUUCUGACGAGCGUGGAAUACAAGUGAUUAGGGAAAAAGUGAAGGCUUUUGCUCAGCUAACUGCAUCUGGAAGCCGUUCAGAUGGUAAAGUUUGUCCUCCUUUUAAAAUUGUAAUUCUGGAUGAAGCAGACUCAAUGACUUCAGCAGCCCAGGCAGCCUUAAGACGCACAAUGGAAAAAGAAUCUAAAACAACACGUUUCUGCCUUAUUUGUAACUACAUCAGCAGAAUAAUUGAACCUUUAACAUCUCGAUGCUCCAAAUUCCGCUUCAAGCCUUUGUCAGACAAAAUCCAACAGCAGAGGCUAUUGGACGUUUCUGAGAAGGAACAAGUGAAAAUCAGCAGUGAGGCAGUAUCGUACCUUGUUAAAGUGUCAGAAGGGGACUUAAGAAAAGCAAUUACUUUUCUUCAAAGUGCCACUCGCCUAAUGGGUGGGAAAGAGAUCACAGAGAAGAUAGUCACUGAAAUUGCUGGGGUCAUCCCUAAAGAAACAACUGAUGAACUGCUAUCUGUCUGCCAGAGUGGUUCAUUUGAGAAACUGGAAACACUGGCAAAGAAUCUCAUUAAUGAAGGGUAUGCUGUUGCUCAGCUUGUAAACCAGCUGCAUGAUACUGUUGUUGAGAGCGAAGAUUACAGUGACAAGCAGAAAUCUGUCAUUGUUGAGAAACUUGCGGAAGUAGACAAAUGCUUGGCAGAUGGUGCUGAUGAAUACUUGCAGCUGAUGAGUCUCUGUGCCCUUGUGAUGCAGCAGCUCACACAGAACACAUAACAGCUCCACUAGCAGUGGCUGGCAGCAGAGUAGAGCAGCUUUUUGUUUCAUGGGUGGCCGAGGUUCUGAGAGCCAGGGACCUCUGUACUUUUGUACUGGUUUUUGCAAUAAAAGGACUGCUUAGCAGUUGGAAAAGCUCA